AUGUCCGACGACGAUCAGACCCGCCACGGUAUGGCUAUUGAUCCGGAAGUUGCGAGCGCAAAUGAUGAUUCUAUAUCUGAUGUAGAAAGCAUCGGCUCUUCAACAGCGUCUGUAGCAUCGAGCAUAUACGAAUACCGAAGGAUUCAGGGCCGGACAUACCAAAAUUCCCAUACAACUGACUACUGGGCCCCAAAUGACGACAAGCAUGUUGAGGCUUUCGACGUAGCACAUGAAUGGCUUACCAUGAUGCUCGAUGACAAGCUCUACGUCCCACCGAUUGGAGAGAACCCCCAGGCAAGUCGAAUCCUCGACAUCGGAACUGGUACCGGUAUCUGGGCAAUUGACAUGGCAGAUAAGUUCCCGUCAGCAGAGGUCAUCGGCAUUGACAUAUCGCCCACACAACCAUCCUGGGUACCACCAAAUGUCAAAUUCCAGAUUGACGAUGCACAGCUUGAUUGGAGCUUUGAGCCCGACUCUUUUGAUUUCAUCCAUAUUCGUUAUAUGCACGGUGCCUUUGACGAUUGGAAGAGAUUGUAUAGUCAAAUGUUCAAAGCUUUGAAGCCUGGUGGCUGGUUCCAACACAUCGAGCCCGACAUCCACCUGAAAUGCCAAAACCCAGCUUCAGUGGCUGAAACCGAAACCUUUAGACAGUGGGCUCAGCUGUUCUACGAUGCCGGAGACAAGGUUGGGCGUACUUUCAAUAUCACCAACGGACUCAUGCAGGAAUCCGCCCAUGCAGCAGGUUUCGAGGACAUUGUGCACAAAGUACACACCAUCCCGCUAGGUGAUUGGCUAAAAGAUUCUCGACGCAAGAGGCUAGGGCAGUUUGCUGGCUUGUAUAUGGAUCUAAGUCUGGAUGGAUUUGCGUUGUAUCCAAUCGGCCAGAUCCUCGGUUGGAGUCGUGAAGAAGUCGAGAUUCUCGUGACAAAGAUGCGGGCUAUUAUUCACAAUCCAAAGCAUCUUGGCAGUGGCGAUAUGCAAGUUUAUCAACUCUAUUUUAGUGAAGCGAGACACUAA
Messenger RNA from Fusarium poae, 1017 nucleotides. RefSeq lists its product as uncharacterized. Gene Ontology annotation, molecular function: methyltransferase activity. The record is from RefSeq and is a predicted model, not a curated record. The transcript has 8 exons. NCBI's taxonomy places the organism in Eukaryota, Fungi, Ascomycota, Sordariomycetes, Hypocreales, Nectriaceae. The coding region runs from base 1 to 1017 and encodes 338 amino acids.